CGUCCUCCUUCGUCCCUUUCGUCCUCCUCCUCGCGAACAGCACGGCAAUCGGGAGAGAUGAGCGACCAGGAGGACCUGGAUUAUUACAUCAUGUUCCCGCCGUUCCCGCCGUCUUCGAAGGAUCCGACGCUGACGACGACCGGGCAAGAUCAACGGGAAGAGUUUGUGUUCGUGUACGAGGAGGAUAAGCGACCGGUGGUUGUCCUACUAGGAUGGGCCGGCUGUCAAGACCGAUACCUGGCCAAAUACAGCGCGAUCUACGAGGAGAAGAGUUGCAUCACGCUGCGUUAUACCGCGCCGGUGGAGUGUCUGUUUUGGCGCAGGAAUAAGAUGCCUUAUAUCGGCAAGCGGCUGCUGCAGGUGAUCACCGACAAGCGGCUGGACGAGCACCCGAUAUUCUUCCACGUCUUCAGCAACGGCGGCGCCAUCCUCUACCAGCACGUCAGUCUCGCCAUGCAAAAGGCCAAUACGCCGUUCAAGGUCAGAGGAGUGAUAUUCGACAGCGCGCCCGGCGAGAGAAGAUUAACGGCACUCUUCAAGGCGAUCAGCGCGAUCAUCGGCGGCAAUCCCCUCACGAACUUGCCGAUGUCCUUCGUCAUCACGUUCUUCAUCUCCGUGCUGUGGUUCUUCGAGGUGAUCGCGCAGGCCUUCAGCAGAACUCCCAUCCAAACGAACCCGAUCGCCCUCGCCGAGGAAGCGUACUCUUGGCCUCAACUGUUCUUGUACUCCAACAGCGACACUCUGAUCCCAGCGUCCGACGUCGAGAAAUUCGCCAGUCGCCGAGCCGAGCACGGCGUGCGAGUACAGCUGGUGCUGUUCACCAACUCGCCGCACGUCAAGCACUACGCGACCUACCGCGACGUCUACGUCAACACGGUGUGCAGCUUUGUCCACGAAUGCCUGACCUCGCCGAACGCGUCCAGAAGCCUGCUGUCGUCCCUGGACCGCGGCGACGAGCGCGGUUCGCAGAGCUACGACGCGCCGCCCGGGCUCAUCAAGCGCGUCGUGCUGCCGCACGAGGCCACGAAGCAGCAGAAUUAGAGCGCUGGGCGGAGGUUUAAUAGGUAGAAUAGAGUGCGAGCAGCCUGCUGGGACCCCAGCCGAGAGACCCCGAGCAGCUGCGAAGGGAGAGAGGAUUGUUCGCAUCCCCGUAUCGUAUCGCGUAUACGCACAGAAACCACCGCGGAGAAGCAGACAAGCUUGAAAAGCGAGCCUCGUAGAAUUCAUUCGGCGAGUUUCCUGGUCCCAAGCCGCGCUGGGGGAACAAAAUUCCUGCUUCUUCGUUAUUUAUUUUUUAUUUAUUUUUUCCACUUUACUCUUAUUUAUUUAUUUAUUUUCUCUUACUGCAACGUUCCCUUCCGCUCGUUGUGUUCUCGUCGCUCCAACUGCCGUUUGUGAUUCUGUCUGAUGGGACGGUUGUGUUACUAGGAUGUCAGAGAGUACCUCAGAAACCCGCAGAAAGUUGAGUCGCGCUGAGGCGUAUCGCCUAUCGGAUAAUGACCACAGUUGGCGGGAAAAGAACCCUCAGAAUGAAUUUGCCGACCGGCAGGGAUCAGGGAGUCGACCUUGCGGCUUUUGUGAAUUUACCAGGAUCCUUUUCGAUCCACUCGUUCGGCGCAGGGAGACGAUGUUCGAGAUGCUGGAAACGGUGCUACGUUCGUCGAGCUAUUUUAUACGAAGGUGCUUAUCUCAUUCCGCCGAGCGAAGAAGUCACUUCUCGAAUCACACACGCUUGGCGCACCGAGCGAGAACGCACACACACACACACACACACACACACACGGUGGCGUAAGAUCUUCCAGAAAAGGAGGGAAAACCAAAGAAAAAAAUGCCACCGCGCGCUCGGAGCGCGAAAAUUCGCGCACAUUCUUCCAGCCGCCAUCCGACUCCUGCGAGCACGAGCGGCUUGCGGAACGUCGUGCGUUCGCGCGCAAUUGACUUCUCGCCAACGAUUCCCGAGGCCUAUUUCGCUUCGACGGCAGCGACGACGGUGUCCUCGAAGAGUCAAAGCCGAGAUCACCCCGGACGAGCUCGCACUGUUCGCGGCAUCGUGAGCCUCGUCAGAGAAUUCGCCGCGACCAUCGCGAAGACAGCGGGGAACAGCCGGAUAUCUCACGUCCUCUCUCUCCUUCGCCUUCGUCCCUUCCUGCCCACCCCCUAUACGUUGUCCCUGUGUCAGCUUGAUUCUUCGUUCGUAUCUUCCGUUCCGACCUCUUCCGCCACCGAUAUGCCCGAGCGACCACGCGGAUCCCUUUAGAAGCUUCGCAAGUACUCGUAGUCUCACGGACGCGCUCGUCCUUCACGCGGCUCUCUCGCCCGCGCAGGACCCAACGACUCUCUCGUUGGCCGGACGUCGAGGCGCGACAAUGUAGGGUGUAACGGUCAACUCGCGCUAAUUUCUAGGACGAGAUCUCUAUAGGAAAGUCGUACGUAAUGAAUAAUAUCGCGCAGUGUUGUUGCUUUCACACUCUUUACAUCUCUCUCUCUCUCUCUCUCUCUCUCUCCCCCUCUUUAUACUACGUGAGAAGAACCCGCACAAAAGGAUCAAGCUGGACUUGAUUUGAGCUUUCGCAACUCACGGCCCGAUUGCAUGGCAUUUAAUAUCGACUAAGAAACUACGAGCGCAAAACAUUUUCCUUGUAUCUCAAAUUAUAUCAGUGAUAAACGAGGCCCGGCGCGAUCCCGUCGCCUGGGGGUUUAGCUGUAUCGGAUGUCGUCGUAAAGGACGACAUCUAUACAUAUAUAAAUAUAAAUAUAUAUAAAAAUAAUAUAAUAUAUUUUGAUCUGUCGAUUAGUUACACGAAUAAAGACUGAUAAAUAUCUGCGA
Molecule: messenger RNA, 2827 nt
Organism: Harpegnathos saltator (Jerdon's jumping ant)
Lineage: Eukaryota; Metazoa; Arthropoda; Insecta; Hymenoptera; Formicidae
Product: transmembrane protein 53
Exons: 5
Coding region: 58-1041 (327 amino acids)
Source: RefSeq, a predicted model, not a curated record